GCGAAAAACACGGUGGAAGAGGAAACGUGUCGGAUCGAUAGCGGAAACCCCUCAAAAGCCAGUGAAUCCUACACUCUUUCAAUUCACAAUCGAAAAUCACGCUUAUAAUAUAACACCAUCAAUUCUUCUUCCCUGCCGUUCAGCAGAAGAAAAAUUGCAACUUUUUUUCUGCUACACAAAAACAAACAGGGCAGAUACAAGUCAAACAUAUAGAGACAAAAGCUAAGGCCGGUGCUUUAAUUUAUUCAGACGCCUGCAAUAAUUUUUCCAUUCUUUAGAAGUUAUUAGAGAGAAGAUCCGCCAUGGAUGCCCUGCAAAUCCUCUGCGCACCAUUUUUGUUCUUAGCUUUUUAUAUCAUCACUUACCAUUUCUUCCACAAGCUCCGAAACCAUCCGCCCAGCCCUUUCCCCGCCUUGCCCAUCAUCGGCCAUUUCUAUCUCCUCUCCCAACCUUUCCACCGAGCUUUGAACAAAAUCUCAAACAGGUACGGCCCUGUCCUCUUGCUCAAAUUCGGCUCUCGCCCUGUCCUCCUCGUAUCAUCUCCUUCGGCGGCCGAGGAAUGUUUCACCAAGAACGAUGUUGUUCUUGCGAACCGGCCCAAGUUUCUUGGCGGGAAGAUCUUUGGGUAUGAGUACACCAGCCUUGCUUGGUCCUCCUAUGGCGAACACUGGAGAAAUCUCCGCAAGCUUUCCACCAUGGAAGUUCUGUCGGCCCACAGGAUCCAGUUGUUAUCCGAGAUUCGAGUGGAUGAAGCCGAGUCUCUCAUCCGCAGACUCUUCAGAUCGUCCCAGAAUACUUCAGACAACAUGGUGGAAGUGAAAUCUGCGGUUUAUGAUUACACGUUCAACAUCAUCACCCGAAUGAUUACUGGGAAAUCGUUUUAUGGGGAGAAAGUAGAGAACGCGGUUGAAGCCAAGCAUUACAAAGAAAUUGGAGAUGAAACCACAAAGCUGGUGAUUCAGAGCGGCGUUCUGGAUUACUUCCCAGUUCUGAAGUGGGUUGGAUACAAAGGUAUUGUGAAGAAGAUGGAGAAAAUGAAGGUUAGGAGGACUCAAUUCAUGCGUAAUUUAUUAGAGCAACAUCGUCAGAAAGUGAAGAGCAAUGGUGGUGGGGAGGAUGGAGGAAAGAAAAAGACCAUAUUGGAAAUUUUAAUGGAUCUGCAAAAGGAAACUGACGCUGAUUACUAUUCAGAUGACAACAUCAUCAGCCUCUUGUAUGUCCUACUUCAGGCAGGAUCUGAAACCUCAGCGACAACACUGGAGUGGGCCUUCUCGUACCUUUUGGAGAAUCCGAGAAUCAUGAAGAAGGCGAGAGCCGAACUCGACCUACAAGUUGGACACAGCCGGCUGGUAGAGGAAUCCGACAUGGGCAAGCUUCCAUACAUCCGGUGCAUCAUCAACGAGACAUUACGGUUGCAGCCGGCGGCGCCGCUCCUGGUGCCACACUUCUCCGGGGAGGAGUGCAGCGUGGGAGGGUACCGCGUGCCAAAAGGAACCAUUGUGUUAGUGAACGCGUGGGGGAUUCAGCGUGACCCCAAGGUAUGGGAGGAUCCUGAAACCUUCAUCCCAGAGAGAUUCGAAAGGUUUAAAAACAGCAAAGAUCAGGCGUUCAAAUUCUUGGCGUUUGGAUCAGGGAGAAGGAGCUGCCCGGGGGAAAAUCUGGCGUAUCGGGUGGUUGAAUUGGCGUUAGGGUUACUGCUGCAAUGCUUUGACUGGGAAAACCCUAGCAAGGAGACGAUUGACAAGACUGAUAGCAGUGGGUUCAUUGCUGUUAAACUUACACCUCUCAUUGCUAAAUGUUCUCCCCGUCCUGAGAUGGUGACCACUCUUUCCCAGAUAUGAAUAAGCCUAGGGCCAUUUCAUUUGUCAUCUUCUUGUAUUAAUAAUGUUUUGGGACAUUAACCUAGGAGAUGAAGUUGCAAACCUAUAUCUAUAUAUUGCCAAGGCUUCUAUUA
This is a messenger RNA of Ipomoea nil (Japanese morning glory), 1954 nucleotides long. RefSeq names its product isoflavone 2'-hydroxylase-like. Gene Ontology annotation, molecular function: monooxygenase activity; heme binding; oxidoreductase activity, acting on paired donors, with incorporation or reduction of molecular oxygen. NCBI's taxonomy places the organism in Eukaryota, Viridiplantae, Streptophyta, Magnoliopsida, Solanales, Convolvulaceae. The coding region runs from base 303 to 1841 and encodes 512 amino acids. The transcript is spliced from 2 exons. The record is from RefSeq and is a predicted model, not a curated record.